Messenger RNA from Humulus lupulus (European hop), 769 nucleotides. RefSeq names its product isoflavone 3'-hydroxylase-like. NCBI's taxonomy places the organism in Eukaryota, Viridiplantae, Streptophyta, Magnoliopsida, Rosales, Cannabaceae. The transcript has a single exon. Gene Ontology annotation, molecular function: iron ion binding; monooxygenase activity; heme binding. The annotation marks the transcript as partial. The record is from RefSeq and is a predicted model, not a curated record.
AAUAACUCUAGCUCUCUAAUUUUUCAGGUAUUGUUUCUAGCUGGUACUGACACAUCAUCAGUGAUAUUAGAAUGGGCAAUGUCCAAUCUACUUAACCCUCCACACAUUCUCAAAAAAGCCAAAUCAGAGAUUGAUGAUCAAGUUGGACAACACCAUUUGAUGGAUGAACAAGAUCUUUCCAAACUUCCAUACCUUCAAAGCAUUAUUUCCGAGACCUUACGACUCUACCCAGCAGCUCCACUGCUCGUUCCUCACUACUCAUCAGAAGAUUGCACUAUUAAAGGAUUUGACAUUCCAUGUGGCACAAUCUUAUUAGUUAAUGCAUGGGCUAUACACAGAGAUCCCAAGAUAUGGGGUGACAAUGUUGAGAGUUUUAAGCUUGAGAGGUUCGACCUCGAGGGUGGGGGCGAAGGUGGUGGACUAGUCAACAAGCUAAUGCCUUUUGGAUUGGGAAGAAGGGCUUGUCCUGGAUCGGGCUUGGCCCAACGAGUAAUUGGCUUGGCUUUGGGGUGUUUGAUUCAGUGCUUUGAGUGGGAAAUGGUCAGUGAAGAAAAAAUCAACAUGAGUGAAGGCAGAGGUGUCACAAUGCCGAAAGCUAUUCCAUUAGAAGGCAUGUGCAAAGCACGUCCUAUCAUGAAAUCGACCGGUCCUCUGUGACUCUAUUCAUGAUAUUUAAUUAUAAAAAAGAGUUUAAUGCAAAUUUUCAUUGCUACUAUGUUGAAUAUUAUAUAUCAAUAAUAAGUUGAAGGUCGUGACUUGGUUUGAGGUU